GAGUAUUUAAUCUGCAUGCACCGCAGACUUUCUUUCAGUUCCCCUGUGAUCAGCCCUUUAGAAAGGACUUGCUGCUGCAUUGAACAGGUCUAUGGCGACAGUGCAGCAGCGAUGACACGUCAUCCAGUUUUAUAUUUGCUUUAUUACUUUGCAUUCUUUCAUAAAGGUCAAGCAGCUCCGGUACAAACACAGCUCACUGUGAUGGCAGCAGUCGGAGAUGAGGCUUGUUUGAGCUGUCAGCUGACUCAACCUAAAGAAGUUCUUCAAGUCACCUGGCAGAAACUUUCACCUGAGGGAGAGAAGAAUGUUGCAACAUCCACCAAAUACUUUGGUCGUCAGGUGAAUCGUGGCUUCAGAGAUAAAGUGGAGUUUAAAGAUGCUGGACUGCAGAACAGCUCCAUAGUUAUCAGGAACGUGACGGAGCAGGAUGAAGGAUGCUAUGCCUGUUUGUUCAACUCCAACCCUGAAGGUGCUCUCACUGGUAGAACCUGCCUCAAAGUCUACGAGCUGCAUGAACCCGUCCUACAUGUAGAGUCAAACUCUGCUGAAGAGGCAGUUGUGUCCUGCUCGGCCACAGGUCGACCUGCUCCCACAGUAACAUUAAGAGUCCUGCAACAAGACCUCCACCUGUCAAACUACAGCUCUGUCAGUGUCACCAACACCAACAGUACAGUCACUGUCACCUCUACAGCUGUGCUGUCUGGUUUCCAUGAUGACCGCACACAGGUUGGAUGUGCAGUACGAGUGCUCUCUGGUCCUCAGAAAGAGGUGUUGAUGAUGAUUCCUGAGGUCAAACAGUCGUCUGCUGAUGGUUUUGAUGAGAAAUCUGGAUCUAAUAACCGUGAUCACAGUACAAUAUUGAUCAGUGUAUCGUUGGUGGUGGUAGUCUGUGGUAUUCUUACAUUGGUCUUUCUCCGACGUAAACGAAGAAAUCAAAUCAGUCUGACACACAGGAACGUUAAGAUGAACGAGAUGGUUCAAGUUACAGUCAAAGACACAGAAGAGACUGGAGCAUCUUCAGAUACACAGGACAAAGUUCAGAUCAGGCGACGGACAUUUUCAGAGAAGAGUCAGGGUUAUGCCAUAUGUAUUAGUCAGGUGCGGUAUUGGUUGCAGAUGUAGUCACAUCUCCCUCCACUCAGACUCUCUGGUUUCUGCCCGUUAAAACGGAAGUUUUUCCUCGCCACCGUCGCCAAGUGCUUGCUCAUGGUGGAACUGUUGGGUCUCUCUAAAUAAUAUUAUAAAGAGUGCGGUCUAGACCUGCUCUGUAUGGAAAGUGUCAUGAGAUAACUGAAGUUAUGAUAUGCUAGCUAUAGAAAUAAAACUGAGUUGAAAAUAUCUGGUCAAUGUGAAAGAAUUUAAAGUUUUUACUGUGAACACUCAAUUAUUUAUCUCAUUGUUUGAUCAAAUGACUGUGAUAAGACAGUUAUGGCAGCUCCUUGAGAUAAAAAAAAUGAUGCACUGACAGGGAAAUUAAAUUAAGUGUGUGUAAUGAUUGUUUUGUUGAAACAAGUUUUGCUAUAAAGGUUUCUAAACAUAUUUGAUAAAAUGUUCAUUGUAUAUUUUUUUUGUAGAGGCGCUUUCAUGAACUCCAUGUUCUCCAUAUGUCAUCCUUAAGAAUCCAAACGAUGUUCCUGUGUGAUGUUUACAAUAAAGAGUGGAUUUUUUUCAGUAAAAAUAUGAAAAUGUCUUUUUGUAAAUACCCUGGAAAAAAUAUCUGUCAGCUCCAACUGACUGAACCGACAAGAAUCCUCAUCUUUGGUCAUUUUUUUUAUGUUGGUCCUAGAGCCACCACACAUAAAUAUAAAAUCCUUUUGAACUAUGAAGUGUAGACC
Larimichthys crocea (large yellow croaker) is the source of this 1835-nucleotide messenger RNA. RefSeq names its product OX-2 membrane glycoprotein-like. NCBI's taxonomy places the organism in Eukaryota, Metazoa, Chordata, Actinopteri, Sciaenidae. Gene Ontology annotation, biological process: heterotypic cell-cell adhesion; negative regulation of neuroinflammatory response. Gene Ontology annotation, cellular component: neuronal cell body; axon; cell surface. The transcript has 9 exons. Gene Ontology annotation, molecular function: cell-cell adhesion mediator activity. The record is from RefSeq and is a predicted model, not a curated record. Bases 16 to 1122 code for a protein of 368 amino acids.